AUGCCGCCGGCAAUCGGAACGAGUUUUAAACCACAUCAACCUUACACUCAUCGUCUACGUAAAAUUCUUGAUGAAUAUCCUGAUGGUUCACAGGUUCUUCGUGAAAUUCUCCAGAAUUCUGAUGAUGCAAAGAGUACCGAGCAAAUUUUCAUCUUGGACCAUAAUACUUAUUCAUCAAAUAGUUUAUUUAAACCGGAUUUGAAAAAAUAUCAAGUCUUUGUUGAAUUGGCUGAUAGCGAAAAAAGUAAUCAAUUUGAUAAGAUUGGAGUAAUGGGUGUCGGAUUCAAUUCAAUUUAUCAUAUCACCGAUACUCCUACUUUCAUUACCGGUAAUAAUUACGUUAUUCUUGAUCCACAUGAGUGGUAUUAUGAUGGUGGUGAAAAAUUCAAUUUUGUCGAGAAUAAUUUGGUUCAAGAAUAUCCUGAUCAAUUUGCUCCUUUUAGAAUCCAGUGUAAUGAACCAUUUAAUGACACCCUAUUUCGUUAUCCCCUUCGUACCAAUAACGAUUCGAAAAUUUCUGACGAAAUUUAUGAACCCAGCAAAAUUUUAGAAAUGUUUCAUAGAUUUUACGAAAAUAAUAGCAUUAAUAGCUUGCUGUUUCUAAAAUUUAUUGAGAGUAUUACUUUUUACGAAUUAAAAAAAGGUGCUACUGAACCCGAAUUACUAUAUGCGAUUCAAUUGGAAAAUGCCGAUGAAAUUCGAGAACAACGUUGUUUGAUAACAAAAGAAAUUGUACCAAUGAUGAAUUCAUUACAAUUGGGUGAACUCGGAGUUAAUAAUCAAUUACAUACAUCCUACAUCGCAUCAUUCUGUCGUAAAAAAGGAGAUUUCAAAGAGAAUAACGCAUGGUUAAUUUUUAAUUAUCUUGAUGACUUACUUGAAGCCGAAGCACAUUUUCAAGAGAAUUUUAAAAGAAAUAUAGGAGACUACAAGUUCAUCCCUAACGUUGGUUUAGCCGUUCCCUUGAAUGAUUUACCAGCUACAGGAACGUUAUUUUGCUUUUUACCACUUCCCAUUUGUAUGCCUUUUCCUGUUUCUGUUCAUGGAUAUUUCGCGGUUAGCACAAAUCGACGUUCUUUAUGGUCGGCUGCCGACGACGGUGAUCUGGCGACUAAUGCAUUAGCACGCCUGAAGGUUUCAUGGAAUCAAUAUUUAUUUGAAAAAGUCUUACCCAAAGCCUGGGUAAUAUUUCUUCGUGAACUCCCGCUUAAAGUUUCCGAUAUUAGGUCCGAUAAUCUUUAUAAAUUCUGGCCAAUAGUUAAAGGAGGUACAUCAGGCGACAUAAGUAUUUUUUGCAAGGAUCUGUUGCAGAAUGUUGUAGAAAAUCUUAAUGUUGAGGAUCGUGUAUUCAAAGGACCUCCUUCUUCAUAUGAUAUUGGAACGGUAUCUGAAGUUUCAGAAAAUUUAUAUGAUACAUAUUUACUCAAAGUAUCCGAAUUUCAUUGGUUAUCAAUUUCUAAUGGAUAUCUGGAAGAUGAGAAAGUGUAUAGCGAUUUACCUAAAAUAAUUGGUACUAUUGGAUUUCCAGUAAUAUCAACAUUUCUUGACAUAAUUAAAGCUUUGAAAGAUUCUAGACAUAAAGAUUUUCUUAUAAAUUUUUCUCCGGCCAUUAUUCGUACUUAUUUGAAUGAUAAUUGUGAUAGAUGGCAAGAUAUACCAAAAAAAAAAGUUUUAUUAUUACUUGAGUAUGUAUUGAAGGACAAAAAAUUUGAUGAAUUGGAAGGUUUUAAGAUGAUUCCGCUUGCGGAUGGUACUUUUGAUACUUUAACGAAACAUAGCAAUUCUUAUGUAUAUAUUGGUCCAAAAGAUAUUGAAAUACACAGGAAUAACGAAUUCAACAUCUUCGAAAAUCAGAAAUACAAAUUUAUCGACAAAACGAUUGAUAUAAGAUUGUAUGAAAGUUUGUACGAUUAUGUGUCAACUACUGAAUGGAAUCUAAACAUUAAAAUCCUGAACGAAUCCGCUAUU
This is a messenger RNA of Funneliformis caledonium, 1968 nucleotides long. NCBI's taxonomy places the organism in Eukaryota, Fungi, Glomeromycota, Glomeromycetes, Glomerales, Glomeraceae. The record is from the annotation of a GenBank genome assembly.